AUGGACACAAACAGGAGUAUGGUUUACUCAGGAAUGGAGAUGGGUGUAGGAAGAGAGGCUAUGUCAGUUAUGUGUGACAUUUUCAAUAUCCCCCCCCCGGCCUUGCCAUCAUAAAGCUAGGGACCAACAUGUUGCUGCACUGUAUGUGGCCCACAAGAAAGCUGUUGUGGAACAGUCACAGAAGGCAAGAAACAAGGUGUUUUCACUUCAUCGCUCUGAUGAAACUGAUGUCGCAGAGAUUGCGGUGAGCUAUGAUGGUACGUGGUCCAAACGAGGAUACACAGCCAAUAUCGGGGUUGGUUUUGUCAUCUCGGUUAAAACUGGUGAAGUGCUUGAUUUCCAAUUCGAGUUGAAGCUGUGCUCAUCAGAGUGUAUAGUACAGCAAAGAAGGAUCUUGGUGAAGAUUCUGCUGAGUAUGCCAUUUGGUACGGUGGGUGAUAAUGAAGUUGACUUUGAUGAUGAAAAUGACUAUCCGUUAGCCAGAUUUGCUCAUAAUGAUGAGUCUAAUGACACUGAUGAUGCACCAUUGGCUCAAUUUGCCAGUAGAAAUCAGGAAAAGUGA
Messenger RNA from Paramuricea clavata, 562 nucleotides. Lineage: Eukaryota; Metazoa; Cnidaria; Anthozoa; Malacalcyonacea; Plexauridae. The record is from the annotation of a GenBank genome assembly.